This is a messenger RNA of Closterium sp. NIES-67, 1849 nucleotides long. The record is from the annotation of a GenBank genome assembly. NCBI's taxonomy places the organism in Eukaryota, Viridiplantae, Streptophyta, Zygnematophyceae, Desmidiales, Closteriaceae.
AAUCGCCCUCAUGUCGCCGCCUGUCCUUCGCAUCUCCGAUCCCAACCGCCCAUACGAAUUCGUCACCGACGUCAGCGACAUCGCCAUCGGUGCAGUUCUCCUAAAGGAUUUCGGCGACGGGUUACAACCAGUCGCGUACGAAUCACGGAAGCUGCAAGGCGCGGAGAAGAACUAUGCAGUGCACGACAAGGAAAUGCUGGCGAUCGUCCACGCGUUCAAGACCUGGCGGUGCUGCCUGACCGGAGCUGACGUCACGGUGCGGACGGACCACAAAUCCUUACAGUACCUGCGCGCCCAACCGAACCUCAAUCCACGACAGAUCCGAUGGCUCGAUUUCCUCGAGUCGAAUUUCCAUUACACCAUCACCUACAAACGGGGGGCCAAUAAUAUCGCCGAUGCCUUGACCCGCCCUACUCAUACCACCGUUACUGGACCGUAUUUUCAUAAGCGCGGUACCUCUCGCAUCUGGGUACCCGGCUACGAUUUACUUCGUACCCUGUUAAUCCAGGAAUCCCACGACAACCCUACCUCAGGACAUUUCGGCGUCGAUAAAACCACGAAGAUGCUGCAGCGGAAUUAUUACUGGCCGAACAUGGCCGAUGACGUACGCAAGUACGUGUCCUCCUGCACCGCCUGCCAGAUUAUGAAAUCGUCGCAUCAGCGAGCAGCCGGACUACUACAGCCGUUGGAUCCGCCCGAGCGACCCUGGCAACACGUCACGAUGGACUACGUGACAGGACUGGCGGCCGAUCCCAGCGGAAACGACGCCAUCCUCGUGGUCGUUGACCGACUCACAAAAAUGGCGCACUUCAUCGCCUGCCAACAGACAAUCACUGCCGAACAAACAGCGCAGCUGUUCAUCGCGAACGUCAUCCGCCUGCACGGACUGCCCUCCGCCAUCAUCUCGGACCGAGACCCAAAAUUCACAUCGAAUUUCUGGCGCCACCUGUGGGACCAAUUCGGCACCAAACUCCAAUUUUCAUCCGCCUACCACCCACAAACCGAUGGGCAGACCGAACGCGUUAACCAAACCAUGGAGCAGCUCAUUCGUACCACCUGUACUGACCCAUCGACAUGGGAGAAAUCCCUUCCACUACUAGAAUUCGCGUAUAAUAACGCGACCUCAGUCACAACCAAUCAAUCCCCAUUCUUCCUCAACUAUGGACAGGACCCGGUAGUACCCUUUACACCGAACAUCGAGUUUCUGGGUUUCUGGGGAACCACACCACAGCGCGCUGUCCGCGGUCAGUUCCGCUAAUCGCCUCUAGUUUCGUGGCGCUUUGUUCGUGGUUAGUCUUUAGAUUCCCAACCAUUGCAAGAUCGCGGCGAUUUACUCCGUGCGAGCUACCGUUUGUUUGCUUGCAGCGAGCCGUUAGAGCGGUUCAGCUUGACCUGGACUAGUACUUUCUUCUGGGUAACAGCUUCAGCCAAUUCCUUUGAAGUCUCUUAGUGUAUUCUUCGAUUUGUCAAUACGUUGCAAGCACAACGCAUUGUGCCUAGAUAAGGUGUGUCAUCUGCCGAUUGUGCUGCUGGUGGAUGUUUCAAACGCUGUCGUGAAUUGUACCCUCUAAAAGACGACGCGGAGAGCGUGCGCGGGGGAGGGGCGUCAGGGAUGGCGGGCAGCGAGGGCGGCGAGUGGAGGCGCGCGGCUGUAGCGCUGCUCGCGCGAUUCCCGGAGCUACAGUCGGUGGACGCGAUCCGACACGCGGCUGCGAGGACGCACCUGCGAUGGGACGAGGUUGAGAAUACAAUCGCCCCUCUGCUUCUCAACCCGCGCUAUGCGGCUGCUACUGCUGUGACCUUCCGCGGUGUGCUGCUGCCGCUGCUGCGAGGCGCCACCACGCGAUGG